UUUUCGUCUAGUCGCACAUGGUGCCACACCGGCCGAACGCCUCCAGCCUCUUCGGUUUAGGGAUUUUUGCUCCUUUGUAGCGAGAACUCCCGUCUCGUAGUCCCGUUAAAUGCAAGAUACGGUGGAUAUAAUGGACGACGCCGAGUACGAAGAGGAGGAACCCUCCUUUAGUGAUCCAGAAGACUUCGAGGAUGACAUCGAGGACGAGGAGUUCCUGGAUGACAUCCUAAGGGAGAAGCCUCUGGAGGCUGAUGGCAUUGACUCUGUGGUGGUGGUGGACAACGUUCCCCAGGUGGGCCCAGAGCGUCUGGAGAAACUCAAGAACGUCAUCCACAAGAUUUUCUCCAAGUUUGGCAAAAUCACCACCGAGUUCUACCCAGACGCUGAUGGCCUGACCAAGGGCUACAUCUUCCUGGAGUAUGCUGCUCCAACUCAGGCCCUCGAGGCAGUGAAGAAUGCAGAUGGAUACAAACUGGACAAACAGCAUACGUUCAGGGUCAACCUUUUUACCGACUUUGACAAGUACAUGAACAUCAGUGAUGAGUGGGAAACUCCAGAAAAGCAGCCUUUCAAAGAUUUUGGUAAUAUGCGUCACUGGAUUGAGGACCCAGACUGCCGUGACCAAUACAGUGUGAUCUACGAAGCUGGUGAGAGGACCGCCAUUUUUUCCAAUGAUGCAAAGGAGCCAAUCACAGCCGAAGAGAGAGCCCGUUGGACAGAGACAUAUGUGCGCUGGUCUCCUAAAGGCACCUAUUUGGCCACAUUCCACCAGCGUGGCAUUGCAUUGUGGGGCGGUGAGAAGUUCAAACAGAUUCAGAGGUUCAGCCACCAGGGUGUGUCCCUCAUUGACUUCUCACCAUGUGAGAGGUACGUGGUGACCUUCAGUCCACUGAUGGACACAAAGGAAGACCCUCAGGCGAUCAUCAUCUGGGACAUUCUGACUGGACAGAAGAAGAGAGGCUUCCACUGUGAGAGCUCUGCUCACUGGCCCAUAUUUAAGUGGAGCCAUGAUGGAAAGUUCUUUGCCAGGAUGACCAUAGACACACUGAGCAUCUAUGAAACUCCAUCUAUGGGCCUGCUGGACAAGAAGAGUCUUAAGAUUAAUGGAAUUAAGGACUUCUCAUGGUCUCCCGGUGACAACAUCAUAGCAUUCUGGGUACCUGAGGACAAAGACAUCCCAGCCAGAGUCACUCUGAUGCAGUUGCCUUCCCGCCAGGAGAUCCGCGUCCGCAACCUUUUCAACGUUGUUGACUGCAAACUGCACUGGCAGAGAAAUGGAGAUUACCUGUGUGUGAAAGUGGACAGGACUCCAAAAGGAACACAGGGCGUGGUUACCAACUUUGAAAUCUUCCGCAUGAGAGAGAAGCAGGUUCCUGUUGAUGUGGUGGAGAUGAAAGAGAGCAUCAUAGCUUUUGCAUGGGAGCCCAAUGGCAGCAAGUUUGCGGUUCUCCAUGGAGAGACCCCCAGGAUUAGCGUCUCCUUCUAUCAUGUCAAAAACAACGGCAAGAUUGAUCUGCAAAAGAUGUUUGAUAAACAGCAGGCCAACAGCAUUUUCUGGAGUCCUCAGGGACAGUUCCUGGUGCUGGCUGGACUCAGGAGUAUGAACGGCGCUCUCGCCUUUGUGGACACGUCAGACUGCACCAUGAUGAACAUAGCAGAGCACUACAUGGCGUCUGACGUGGAGUGGGACCCGACUGGUCGCUACGUCGUCACCUCUGUCUCUUGGUGGAGCCACAAGGUGGACAAUGCGUACUGGCUGUGGACGUUCCAGGGCCGUCUUCUUCAGAAGAACAACAAGGAUCGCUUCUGUCAGCUGCUGUGGAGGCCAAGGCCACCCACCCUUCUCAGUGUCGAUCAGAUCAAGCUGAUCAAGAAGGAUCUCAAGAAGUACUCCAAGAUCUUUGAGCAGAAGGAUCGUCUGAGCCAGUCCAAGGCUUCAAAGGAGCUGGUGGACAAGCGCAGGGCCAUGAUGGAGGAGUAUCGUAGCUACAGGGAGAAAGCGCAGCAGACCUAUCAAGAACAGAAGAGCCUCCGUCUGGAGCUCAGAGGAGGAGUGGACACUGAUGAGCUGGACAGCAACGUGGAUGACUGGGAAGAGGAGACUAUUGAGUUUUUUAUCAACGAAGAAAUCAUUCCUCUUGGAGAUCUGUAGUACCCAACGCAGUCAUUCCGUUUUUUGUGUGGAGGGAGGAGAGAGAGGAGCUGCGUCAUUGACUGGAGAAGGACGACGACCACGCCGUGAAUCUUGAGGUUUACCACAAGCCUUGAAUUUCAACAUUAGCUCAAUCAUCAAAGCACGCCUCGCUGAUAGGCAGCCACGACGAGGGACAAGAGAGGAUACUUGUGAUACUAGUGAAUAUUUUCUCUUUGUCUCUCACCACCAUAGUCUGCCCCAGGUUUUGAUUUUUUGUCUUUGGUGGAACUUUAUAUCUAGUAAAACUGAUUGAUUUUUUUUCUAUCCAUCAAUUGGAGCUACUAACUCUAAUCCUAUAUUGGACUUCUCCUGCCUAAAGGUGUUUUUUUUUUCUCAACUAGCCUCACCAUGCUAGUGUGUUACCACAGUGCAGCACUGAGUGCCAUACCUGCAGGGGGUGGAGGUGUUGUGAUGAAACGAGGAGCCUUGUUUAAUAACGUGUUGAUGUGGCGCUAUAGUGGCCUCUAUCCUCCUCCUUUCAGACUAGGCUUUCACAGAGGGAGGGGUUGUGCAGUGGGAAUAACUUUAAAUAAACAUCCAAACUCUGUACUACC
Messenger RNA from Solea senegalensis (Senegalese sole), 2748 nucleotides. RefSeq names its product eukaryotic translation initiation factor 3, subunit Ba (gene eif3ba). Gene Ontology annotation, biological process: translational initiation. The record is from RefSeq and is a predicted model, not a curated record. NCBI's taxonomy places the organism in Eukaryota, Metazoa, Chordata, Actinopteri, Pleuronectiformes, Soleidae. Gene Ontology annotation, molecular function: translation initiation factor binding; RNA binding; translation initiation factor activity. Gene Ontology annotation, cellular component: eukaryotic translation initiation factor 3 complex. Bases 110 to 2152 code for a protein of 680 amino acids. The transcript is spliced from 19 exons.